Messenger RNA from Trachymyrmex cornetzi, 2679 nucleotides. RefSeq names its product 25S rRNA (cytosine(2870)-C(5))-methyltransferase. The coding region runs from base 85 to 2664 and encodes 859 amino acids. The record is from RefSeq and is a predicted model, not a curated record. Lineage: Eukaryota; Metazoa; Arthropoda; Insecta; Hymenoptera; Formicidae. Gene Ontology annotation, biological process: rRNA base methylation; maturation of LSU-rRNA. Gene Ontology annotation, molecular function: rRNA (cytosine-C5-)-methyltransferase activity; RNA binding. Gene Ontology annotation, cellular component: nucleolus. The transcript is spliced from 7 exons.
CACGCGGUACCACGCGGUGAUCAAUAGCGUAUGGCUAUAAAAGUUUCGCGGCAUAACAUUUUAAUGAAAUAAUUUGUAGGUUAAAUGGGUCGCAAAGGAAAAUUUGAUAAAGACCUCAGUGGUCGUGGAAGGAAGGCAAAGAAACAGAGUGAUCCAACAUUUCCAAAAGGAAUUCUAGGUAACGAAUUUAGUACAUUAAGUCACCGGCAGAAACAAAGAGCAAGGAAAAGGCUAUUGAAGAAUCAACAGCUAAAAGAAAAUGCAAAGAAAUUGCUCAAAAAGAAAACUACUGUGGAAGAACAACAAGUACAGUCAAAAAAUAGGGAAGACAUAUUAAAACAGCAGAAAGAGAAGAAGGAGAAGAAAGUAAAGUUUGUCAAUGAGAAAAGAGAUGAGAUGGUAAUCCAAUCUAAUCUGAGCUCAAAGCUAAAAACAAAAAUAAAACAAAAUAAGCAGAAAACAAAAGGGAAACAGAAAGAUAUAAUCAAAAAUGUAGAAAAUGAUAGUAAUAAGAAUCAUCACAGUAAAGACGAUAAAAUGAAAAUAUAUUCCAAUAAUCAAGUAUCGAAGCUAAGUAAGAAAGCCAAACAAAAUAAAAAACCGAAAAGCAUGAAAACUAAGACCAAUAUAAAAAGUGAAAGUUAUAGUGGUAAUAAUUAUAGUGAAGAUGAAGAAAUGGAAAUAUGCUCUAAUAAACAAGUAACCAAACUAGGCAAAAAAGCAAAGCAAAGCAAAAAUAAAAAUAUGAAAGUUAAGACCAGUAUAAAAAAUGAAAGUUUUAGUGUUAAUAAUCCUAGUGAAGAUGAAGAAAUGGAAAUAUAUUCUAAUAAACAAGUAACUAAACUAGGCAAGAAAGCAAAGCAAAGCAAAAAGAAGAAAAACAUGAAAGUUAAGAGCAACAAAGAAAGUGAAGAUGAUGAUAAUAUGUUAUUUAAUGACGAUGAUGAAAUUGAGGAAGAUGAAGAUGAACAAAUGGAUGAAGUGAAUGCGAGUGAGGAUGAAAAAGAAACAAGUGAGAAUGAAGAGGAUAUGAGCGAGAGUGAAGAGGAUAUAAGUGAGAAUGAAGAGGAUACGAGCGAGAAUGGAGAGGAUACGAGCGAGAAUGAAGAGGAUACGAGCGAGAAUGAAGAGGAUACGAGCGAGAAUGAAGAGGAUACGAGCGAGAAUGAAGAGGAUACGAGCGAGAAUGAAAAGUAUACGAGCGAGAAUGAAGAGGAUAUGAGCAAGGAUAAUAAUAAAUUGCUUUCUGCAACAAAGUCAAAGAAAAAUUUGAAGAAAACAAAAAAAUUUAUGGAGGAUAAUAUAGAAAGUGACAGUGAAGAGAUGGUUUCCAGUGACGAGGAAGAAUCUACCGAAGAUGAACAAAUGGAGGAAGAUGAAGAAGAAAAUGAUGAAAGUGAUGAUGAUGACUUACUUCCAAUAGAAAAAGCUAAUAAAAAACUGAAAAAGAAAAAAGAGAAAGAACAAAAGCUUGCUGAGGAAGAAAUGGAAGAUAUGAUGGUACAUCAAAGUGUAUUCUCUUUUCCAACGGACGAAGAACUUACCAAUGUUACUAAUUUAAAAGAUAUUCAGCAACGAAUACGAGACGUUAUCAUGGUGUUAUCAGAUUUCAAGAAAUUACGGGAGAAAAAUAGAUCACGUUCUGAAUAUACUGAACUACUUCGAAUGGACUUACGUACAUAUUACAGUUAUAACGAUUUCCUAAUGGAAAAAUUGAUGCAAAUGUUCCCACUAGAUGAGUUACUAGAAUUUUUGGAAGCGAGUGAAGUACAAAGACCUAUGACUAUCCGAGCGAAUACUUUGAAAACCAGACGACGCGAUCUAGCUGAGGCUCUCAUCAAUAGGGGUGUUAAUCUUGACCCAAUAGGAAAAUGGACAAAAAUUGGUUUAGUAGUGUAUUCCUCACAAGUGCCUAUGGGCGCAACACCAGAAUAUCUAGCUGGACAUUAUAUGAUACAAGGCGCUUCUAGCUUCUUGCCUGUAAUGGCGUUAGACCCGAAAGAAAAUGAAAGAAUUCUUGAUAUGUGUGCUGCACCAGGCGGUAAAGCCUCGCACAUUGCUGCUAUUAUGAAAAAUACUGGAACUCUAUUCGCUAACGAUUUAAAUAAAGAACGAUUGAAAGCUGUUGUUGGCAAUUUCCAUAGACUUGGUAUUGUCAAUUGUGUAAUCUGUAGUUAUGACGGGCGAAAAUUCCCUACGAUUAUAAAAGGCUUUGACAGAGUCUUAUUGGAUGCUCCGUGUACAGGUACAGGAGUAGUCGCAAAAGAUCCUAGUGUAAAAGUGAAUAAGGCGGAAGUAGACAUUCAACGCUGUUGCACAUUACAAAGAGAACUGUUAUUAGCUGCGAUUGAUUGUGUUAACGCGCGUUCGGAAUCAGGUGGUAUUAUUGUUUAUUCGACCUGUUCGAUUCUACCAGAGGAGAACGAAUGGAUCAUCGAUUACGCUCUUAAGAAGCGCGACGUUAAGUUACUACCUACUGGUUUGGAAUUUGGAACUGAUGGUUUCACGAGUUACAGACAAUAUCGAUUUCAUCCCUCACUGAAAUUAACUAAACGGUUUUAUCCGCAUGUACAUAAUAUGGAUGGUUUCUUUGUAGCAAAACUAAAAAAAUUCUCCAACAAUAUUCUUAAUCAAAAAAAUGUAAAGGAAGAAGCGUCUGAUUAAAAUUUUCUUGAUUUG